Messenger RNA from Lactuca saligna, 2346 nucleotides. NCBI's taxonomy places the organism in Eukaryota, Viridiplantae, Streptophyta, Magnoliopsida, Asterales, Asteraceae. The record is from the annotation of a GenBank genome assembly.
UCUGUUCAUUCUAUUUUAGCAUUAGAGAAUUAUCCAAAUCGAAUAAAUUUAAUAUCAAAAUACAUGGAACUCUUAUAAAUUGCUAUCUUCUCAUCAUCAACUUCAUGUUCUCUCGCCAUUCUUUCUGGUCUACGAAAGCUAAGUACUAGUAAAAUUUUCUGUAAACACAACCAAUCAUGCCUUCUGGUCCAAAGAAGAGGAGGGCAUCAAAGAGGAAGAAGGGUCCCAACGGAAGAUUUAUAGAUCCUGCAACAGGUGAAGAAGAGAAUCAUGUUGAGGUGCAUGAGAGCGUAAACAAUGAAAGGGAAAUGAGUUUUGGUGAUAAGGCUUGUCACGCUGUUGAUGAAAUGGGUUUAAAGGAAUCUCAGUCUGUUGAUAUUCAAACGGGUCUUAAAGAGAAUGUAAAAGAAAAUGAAGAUGUUCCAGUUCUUAAGAAAUCUGAAUAUGUUGAUAGAGCCCUUCUGCAUGCACCUCUGAAUGAGCCUAUCUUAAAGAAUCCCGAAGAAAAUGGAUAUGGUGAAGUUGUUGAAAGUGCAUCUCAAGAGUCACCGGUUGUUAUGAAGGAGUGUGAAGAGACUUCCAUGCGAGGUGUUCUUAAAGAACGUUUAGAAGAGCCAAUUGGACGUUCUUUAGAUGAAGCACAAGAAAUGGUGAAGACAGUUAACCGGUCGAUUAAUCUACCUUCUGAAGAGGGUCAAGAUUUGUCUGUUUCGUCUAAAACGAAUGUUGAGAAAUCCUUAAAAGAUGAUCAAGAUUCUGUGGUUGAAGAUGUUGUUGAAAGAAACAAAUUUACUGAAGUUGGUGAAAGUGAUGAUCAUGUGAAUGAAGUUGUGUCAGUUAUUAAGGAGCGUGAAGAGAUGUCGACAGAAGUUGUUCUUAAAGAUUCUUUUGAAGAGCCAACUGAAAGUUCUUCACAUGAAUUAUCGAUACCUAAGAAAGAGAUUCAGGAUUCUUUAGAUGAGCCAGUUAUUGAAGUGGAUGUAGAGACAAUAUCCUUCGAAGAUGCUCCAGAUUCUUUCGAAACACCACUUGGAAGCCCUUCAAUGGCGGACUAUAUGUCACCUAUUGAAGGCGAUGAUCAUUUAAUCAAUGGUUAUAUGAACCAGCAAUUUCAACGUUCUUUACCUUCAAAGUCGAUACCUUUGAGUAAAGUUCAAGAUCCUUCUUUACAAUCUGAGUCACUUAAUGAAGUAAAUGUACAAAUAUCCAUGGAAGAUUCUCAACAUUCCUUCAAAGAGUCAGCGGGAAGCUUUUCUCAUGUUGACGUGUCUUAUGUUCAAGAAAAUAAGGAAUGUGCUGAAGUUGGUGAAAAUGCAUGUAAUGAUGACUUAGUUUUGAAGGAGAAUGGACAUAUGUCCAUGGAAGAUCCUUUUGUAGAGACAUCGUUAAAAGAUGGUCAAGAUUCAUUCACAGAGCCACAGGGAGACUUUCCUAUGGAUAAUGUGUCUUCAAUGGAUCAUGAUCUUCAACAAAUGGUUAAUCAUGUUGACUCAGUUAUGGAAACGAAUGCAGACACCUCCUUAGAUGAACAUGAUUCUUCAGACAAUGUUCAUAUAAAUGGUUAUGGGGUUGAGCAAAUUGAACGUUUUCCACAUAAGCCACAAGUAGGGUAUAAGACAGAUGAGUCAGUUAUAUCAGCGCAUAUAGAGACAUCCUUCAAAGAUGCUCAAGAUUCUUUGAAAAGGUCACUAGGGGACUCUUCUAUAGAUGAUGUGUCUUCUAUGUAUCAUGGUCAACCACAAAUGGUUAAUGAUGUUGAGUCGACUAUAAAAGAGGAUGAAGGGAUUCCAAUAGAAGGUGCUCUUGAAGAAAAUUUCAAAGAGCCAAAUGUAGAUACAUCCUUCAAAGUUCCAUUAGGAUUAAUCUCUUCUUCACAGGUUAAUGGGUCUCCUGUUGAAGAUAGUGGUCAAAGGAAUGACAUGGUUGGACUAGUAAAGACAUUGUUGGAAGAGAUACGUCGGAUAAGAGCAUUUUAUGAAGAGGGUCUAUGUCAAACUAACGAUAUACAUUUGCGUAUUUGUCGAGUUUUGGAAAAGUUUGAUUCAGGCGAGAUAAUUUGAAGAUGAUACUCUAGUAUUCUCAAGUUUUUGUUUUAACCUUUUCAAUAUCUUUUAUUAUUAGUACUACGGAUAUUGAUUAAACUAGCUAAUAAGAAUUUUAUCACAAAUAACGUUUUUUUUGGUAAAUUAACAAUUUUCACUGUAAGAUUGUAUUUCGGAUUCCAAAGAAGCCUUCGAGUUGACAUUUAGAAAUUUUUUAUUGAUGGGAUGAUUUAAUUAAGGGAUUUUCUAAUAUGUGCCCUAAGGCACACAUAAGAAAUAUUAAUUAUGAAAACUUUUUAUAUGU